UUGAUAUAUCAACAAACCGAAUUAAAUCGUCGAGGAGCAGCUGAGCGGAUUGUUUACAAACGGAAAACGGAUAAGGCAUAACGCGGAAGUAACUAAACUAAUUGGCGGCCCGGAAAUGGGAAAUGCGAGCGGAAAACGGGAUACGGAUAAUCUCUUCACGUCGGAGGAGCUACGCAUGCUGGAAUCGGCCUACAAGAAUGCAUCUGGCGGAGCCCUGGAAAAACUGACCCAAGACAGAUUGGUGGAAACUUGGUCGCAAACCAUUGAACGAUCACUGGCCGAGAGCACAGCUCAAUUUUUGUUUACACCGACAAAGCCGGGACAGUCAUGUAUCAACAUACCCCUGCGGAAAUUUGGAGAGCCCUUCUAUAUCAUGGAGCGCGGCACCAUCGACCAGAAGCUUCAAAUGCUUCUCUCCUCGCUCCAGAGAUCCGGAAACGACACCUUUAAUAUCAAGCAAUUGGAGCAGUACAUCUAUUCGGUGAUCAAAAGCUAUGUGCAUUUGGAAAGCACUUCAAAGGGUUCAUGCAUCAAGGACUGGCAGGAUUUGGGCUUCAACACCACGGAACGAUCGACCUGCACCUUUGCCAAGGGUCUGAUGCGUAAUCUCGGCAAGGAACUGGAGCACAGUAUGCCCAAUGAGGCACUGGAACGAUGGCUUCACAUUACGCCGCAGUUUCUCCAAAUUUGGCGAGAAGUGUUUAGUCAGUUGUAUUCCCGUCAUGGCGGUAGCAAGCGGAACAUUAUCAAGGAAAUGGAAAUACCCAUAUUACCAGAGCUGUGUGAUGCCCCUCAGAAUAGUCACUAUCGCCCAAUCAUCGAACUGCCACAUGUCGUCUACAUCAACGCUCAACUGCCCCGGGAGUUGCGUCACAAGUGGCGCUUCCUCUUCUCAUCGAAGAUCAAUGGCGAAAGCUUUUCCACAAUGCUGGGCAAAGUAAUGGACAAAGGACCAACGCUGUUCUUUAUCGAGGACGAGGAUCAAUACAUUUUCGGUGGCUAUGCGUCGGAAUCCUGGUCAUUGAAGCCCCAAUUCGGAGGCGAUGACAGUUCAUUGCUCUACACUCUGAGUCCGGCAAUGAGGUGUUUUACGGCCACAGGUUAUAACGAUCACUAUCAGUAUUUGAAUUUGAAUCAGCAGACGAUGCCGAAUGGCCUGGGAAUGGGCGGUCAGUUUGAAUUCUGGGGCCUCUGGGUUGAUUGUAUGUUUGGGGAUGGACAGAGUGUUGAAAGCUGCACCACAUAUCGGGAUUAUGUGCAGCUAAGCAAACGCAAGCAGUUUAAGAUCCGUAACAUGGAGGUCUGGGCCGUGGGUGACUUACCGGUUAAAGAUGAGGAUGAAGAAGGGGCAGGUGAUCAGAAACGCUCUGUCUUGGACAGCAAUUUGGAAGAUCGCGCCAUGCUCGAAAUAGCUGGCAAGAAAAUGCAUUCGGAUGGCUUACGUGAACCCGGCAUGGAUGAUUGAUAUUAUAUGAAACUAAUGAGAUCCGUAACUUGGUUUUAUCGUAUUCAAGAAUUUAUAAAAUCAUGCCCGGUUUGGGUGUGCAGCUAAUGAUUCAAUUAUAUUUCCUUUUUUGCCUUAUCGCGCUCCCUAUGAAAUCACAAACACAUGCAAAAGUCCUGUGAACAAAGUAUAGUAUUUGUUCAAUCCAUUCCUAUCAACGUUUUUGUUAAGCUAUUAAUGUUUAUAUAUAUAUACAAUGUAUAAUGGAUAUAGUUUAUGUAAUACUGAGAGUAUUGUUGUUGCGUUUUAGAUCAUAAAAGUCGAAAAAGUGAAAUCAUUUCAAAAACUAUACUAUAACAAUGAAGCUAAUAAGCAAAAGUAAUAAGCAAUGUUAAAUCGUCGAAUUUUCCCCUUUUUAUCCAGCGUCAAUAAAAUGCAAAAUAUUUGCUGAAUUCUAAUUUA
Messenger RNA from Drosophila bipectinata, 1906 nucleotides. Its product is annotated as MTOR-associated protein MEAK7. The record is from RefSeq and is a predicted model, not a curated record. Lineage: Eukaryota; Metazoa; Arthropoda; Insecta; Diptera; Drosophilidae.